Molecule: messenger RNA, 946 nt
Organism: Petromyzon marinus (sea lamprey)
Lineage: Eukaryota; Metazoa; Chordata; Hyperoartia; Petromyzontiformes; Petromyzontidae
Source: RefSeq, a predicted model, not a curated record
AUGGCGAAGCGCGGGAAGACGACGACGGCGAAGUUGACUGGGGCCGAGGAGGUGCGGCCGCAGCGCGAGGAGAAGAAGGAGGAGGAGAAGGGGGGUGAGAAGAAGGGGGGUGAGAAGGUGAACGUGGAGAAGGAGGAGGAGAAGAAGAAGAAAAAGAAUGGCGAGGCGGAGAUGCAGGAGGCGCUGGAGAAGAUCGUGAACAGCUGGAUCUUGGACUACGUGUUUUACGUUGGCAAGCGGCUCUUCGACGAGGAGAACUACUUGGAGUUCGGCGAGAUGAGGGACAUCAUGCAGAUGGUGAUCCAGCGUCCUUUCAAGCAGAGCUUGGAGGCGAUGAUGAAGCUCCGCGUUUUGCAGCUGAUGUCACGCCUUGCCGAGGCACAGAAUCUAGAAGCGCAGUUUGAAGAUGACAGCCUCACCCCAAUGGAAUCAGCUUUGCAGGUGCUGACCAUCAUGGAGGACGAACUAAAGAUCCCACAGCCUCUGACCAAGCUCAAGGAACAAUUCAAGAUACAGGCGGUCAUUCUUUGCUUUGUUCAAAAUGACUAUGUCAAGGCUGCGGAGGUGUUCAAGAGGCAGUUUGGCAACAGCAAGACUAACAAACCCUUGAAGGAUGAACUACAGGCCGCUUUGAAGAAUCGCAGCGUUCCCGGGUCUUUGCUGAUCACCUACCCACUCAGCCAAAUCUUCCAGUGCCUGUGAACGACUUGAUAGGGCCCCUGCUGAGUCUGCAGCCACUACCGUUCCUGCUCAACGCAUCCAAAAGAGUCCUACAAGCCAAGAAAGAAGCUAAUAAAGGACCGGCAGCUGAUCACCCUGGUACCAGCAGCGGAACAGGCAGCAAGUGGCAAGGUUUUUGUUUCGUGCUUCGAGGUGCGUGAUUCCUUUGUGGCGCUGAAUGCAUUGGGGGGCAGGUGGUGAUGAGCGAGCCUCCCUCAAGCUCUUC